UCCACAUCUUUACAUUUGGUCAGUGGCACGGAACCGAAUUUGGUGGUCGCAACACAUCCAUACAGCACACUUUUGCAACCGGAAAUAGAAACGACCCGGUACUGACAUUACGAUUUCGUGACUUUUUGUAGCCUUUGAAAUUCGCUCAGUGGUAACUGCCGUUUGAGUGCAUAGAUCUCAGUACAACAACCCAAAGAAUGGGUUUAAUGUUUUCGAAAAACGGCGGGUUACAAUUCACUAUACUACCGUCGAAUGACGUCAGCGGGCCGCUGGGAUUAGGGGAUCCUGCAUCAGAAGAGUUGAACAGUGUGGAGCUGGAGACGAUUAUCCCAGCGCUGAUGAAUGACCGGCUACGUGUCCAGGAGUGCCUCGAGCCUUGGGACAAGUGGACUGUGUGCAGUCAGAAAUAUCGGCGGGUUGCAAGCAUAUUUUGCCAUCGUGUUUUCUUCGAAGCCCUGAAGUGUAACAAAGACCAUAUUGCUGAUCCGGAAUUUUUCGAAGAAAUGAAGCGGCUCUACUUAGAAAUGCGAUCUGACUACAGGCGUACUGGAGUGGAGAAACGCGUUGUACGUACCGACACUUGACGAACACCGAUUGGAGCUGCCAAAACAGUUAUUGAAUCAGUCGCUGAUCUCCUGCACAUUCUAGAUAGAUACACGUAACGAGACCUGGUAACUGAAGAUGGUUUUGCGUGAUUUUUAUGACUACGGACGCUGCUCAUGUGAAUACAAGCUACCUUUAUCCGA
This is a messenger RNA of Opisthorchis viverrini, 746 nucleotides long. RefSeq lists its product as hypothetical. The transcript has 4 exons. The coding region runs from base 198 to 584 and encodes 128 amino acids. Lineage: Eukaryota; Metazoa; Platyhelminthes; Trematoda; Opisthorchiida; Opisthorchiidae. The record is from RefSeq and is a predicted model, not a curated record.